UCUCUCCUGGCUCUGCUGGUCUCCUGCCUUCUUUCUGUCCUUUUUUGCUCGCACUGUUACGCUUUCUCUGUCCCCCCUGGCUUUGUUAUUCAGCAUGUCUGAUUAGCAGGAGCCUGAUUGGCUGGCUGCCUGCUCCGAGAGAGAUUCCAUUCAGCUUACCCCCCACCCAUCCACCCACCCACCCCUCGGUCAGGAAAUGUGAGCGGGGCUGAUGGAAGCUGAUAGGCAGGACUGGAGUGUUAGCACCAGUACUGGAUGUGACAGCAGGCAGACGAGCACUUAGCAGCUUAUUCAGUGUCCGAUUCGGAUUCCGGCAAGGAUCCAAGCAUGGAAUGCUGCCGUCGGGCAACUCCUGGCACACUGCUCCUCUUUCUGGCUUUCCUGCUCCUGAGCUCCAGGACAGCACGCUCCGAGGAGGACAGGGACGGCCUGUGGGAUGCCUGGGGCCCGUGGAGCGAGUGCUCACGAACGUGUGGAGGAGGGGCCUCCUACUCCCUGAGACGCUGCCUCAGCAGCCAGAGCUGUGAAGGGAGAAACAUUCGCUAUAGAACAUGCAGUAAUGUGGACUGCCCACCAGAAGCAGGUGAUUUCCGGGCUCAGCAAUGCUCUGCUCAUAACGAUGUCAAGCACCAUGGUCAGUUUUAUGAAUGGCUUCCUGUGUCUAAUGACCCUGACAAUCCCUGUUCACUCAAGUGCCAAGCCAAAGGAACAACCUUGGUUGUUGAACUAGCACCCAAGGUCUUAGAUGGAACUCGUUGCUACACAGAAUCUUUGGAUAUGUGCAUUAGUGGUUUAUGCCAAAUUGUUGGCUGCGACCACCAGCUGGGAAGCACCGCCAAGGAAGAUAACUGUGGGGUCUGCAACGGAGAUGGGUCCACCUGCCGGCUGGUCCGAGGGCAGUAUAAAUCCCAGCUCUCCGCAACCAAAUUGGAUGAUACUGUGGUUGCUAUUCCCUAUGGAAGUAGACAUAUUCGCCUUGUCUUAAAAGGACCUGAUCACUUGUAUCUGGAAACCAAAACCCUCCAGGGAGCUAAAGGUGAAAACAGUCUCAGCUCUGCAGGCACAUUUCUUGUGGACAAUUCUAGUGUGGACUUCCAGAAAUUACCAGACAAGGAGAUACUGAGAAUGGCUGGACCACUCACAGCAGAUUUCAUUGUCAAGAUCCGUAAUUUGGGACCCACUGACAGUACCGUCCAGUUCAUCUUCUAUCAGCCCAUCAUCCACCGAUGGAGGGAGACGGAUUUCUUUCCUUGCUCAGCAACCUGUGGAGGAGGUUACCAGCUGACAUCGGCAGAGUGUUACGAUCUUCGGAGCAACCGCGUUGUUGCUGACCAGUACUGUCACUAUUACCCAGAAAACAUCAAACCCAAGCCCAAGCUUCAGGAGUGCAACUUGGAUCCUUGUCCAGCCAGUGACGGAUACAAGCAGAUCAUGCCUUAUGACCUCUACCACCCCCUUCCUCGGUGGGAGGCCACCCCGUGGACCGCGUGCUCCUCCUCGUGUGGGGGGGGCAUCCAGAGCCGGGCAGUUUCCUGUGUGGAGGAGGACAUCCAGGGGCAUGUCACUUCAGUGGAAGAGUGGAAAUGCAUGUACACCCCUAAGAUGCCCAUCGCGCAGCCCUGCAACAUUUUUGACUGCCCUAAAUGGCUGGCACAGGAGUGGUCUCCGUGCACGGUGACGUGUGGCCAGGGCCUCAGGUACCGUGUGGUCCUCUGCAUUGACCAUCGAGGAAUGCACACAGGAGGCUGUAGCCCCAAAACAAAGCCCCACAUUAAAGAGGAAUGCAUCAUACCCACUCCCUGCUAUAAACCCAAAGAGAAACUUCCGGUCGAGGCUAAGCUGCCGUGGUACAAACAAGCUCAAGAGCUAGAAGAAGGAGCUGCCGUGUCAGAAGAGCCCUCAUUCAUCCCAGAUGCCUGGUCGGCCUGCACUGUCACCUGUGGCGUGGGGACCCAGGUGCGAAUAGUCAGGUGCCAGGUGCUCCUGUCUUUCUCCCAGUCCGUGGCUGACCUGCCUGUUGACGAGUGUGAAGGGCCCAAGCCGGCAUCCCAGCGUGCCUGUUAUGCGGGACCCUGCCACGGGGAAAUUCCUGAAUUCAGCCCAGACGGGACAGAUGGGCUCUUCGGCGGCCUGCAGGACUUCGAUGAGCUGUAUGACUGGGAAUAUGAGGGGUUCACCAAGUGUUCCGAGUCCUGUGGAGGAGGUGUCCAGGAGGCUGUGGUAAGCUGCCUGAACAAACAGUCUCGAGAGCCUGCCGAUGAGAACCUGUGCGUGACCAACCGCCGGCCCCCACAGCUCCUGAAAUCCUGCAAUUUGGAUCCUUGCCCAGCAAGGUGGGAAAUUGGCAAGUGGAGUCCAUGUAGUCUCACCUGUGGCGUUGGCCUACAGACCAGAGAUGUCUUCUGCUCCCACCUACUUUCCAGAGAGAUGAAUGAGACGGUCAUCCUGGCUGAUGAGCUGUGUCACCAGCCCAAGCCCAGCACAGUGCAAGCUUGUAACCGCUUCAAUUGCCCGCCAGCCUGGUACCCUGCACAAUGGCAGCUGUGUUCCAGGACCUGCGGUGGGGGUGUCCAGAAACGUGAGGUUCUCUGCAAGCAGCGCAUGGCUGACGGCAGCUUUCUGGAGCUUCCCGAGACCUUCUGCUCAGCCUCGAAACCGGCCUCUCAGCAAGCCUGCAAGAAAGAUGACUGCCCCAGCGAGUGGCUUCUCUCGGAGUGGACAGAGUGUUCCACGAGCUGCGGCGAGGGCACCCAGACGCGGAGCGCUAUUUGCCGGAAGGUGCUGAAGACAGGAAUCUCGACUGUCGUCAAUUCCACCCUGUGCCCGCCCCUGCCUUUCUCUUCUUCCAUCAGGCCCUGCAUGCUGGCAACCUGCGCACGGCCCGGGCGGCCGUCCACCAAGCACAGCCCCCACAUCGCGGCCGCGCGCAAGGUCUACAUCCAGACCCGCAGGCAGAGGAAGCUGCACUUCGUGGUGGGGGGGUCCGCCUACCUGCUCCCCAAGACGGCGGUGGUGCUGCGCUGCCCCGCGCGCAGGUUCCGCAAGCAGCUCAUCACCUGGGAGAAGGACGGCCGGCACCUGGCCAGCUCCGCCCACGUCACCGUGGCCCCCUUCGGCUACCUGAAGAUCCACCGCCUCCAGCCCUCGGACGCCGGCGUCUACACCUGCUCGGCGGGGCCCGCGCGCGAGCAGUUCGUCAUCAAGCUCCUCGCGGGCGGCCGCAAGCUGGGGGCGCGGCCCUUGAGCCCCAGGAGCGGCGAGGAGGCCCCCGCGCAGGACUCCGCCGAGCGGAACGCGUCCUCCGAGGAGGACCGCGCCGCCGAGCAGGCCCUCCUGCACCUGCCCUUCGCCCUGGUGGCCGAGCAGAGGCGCCUCGACGACAUCCUCCGGAACCUGUCGCAGCAGCCCGAGGAGCUGCGCGACCUGCACAGCAAGCACCUGGUGGCGCAGCUGGCCCAGGAGAUCUUCCGCCGCCCCGCGGAGCGCCCGGACGCGCUCCCCAAGGCCUCCGCGCGAGGGGCCCCCGCGGCCGCCCCCCCGCCCAAGCACGUGUCCGGCUUCAGCGGCGCCCUGCGGACCCCCCCCUCCUCCGCCGGGGAGGCCGGGCCCGGCUCCCGCAGGCCGCAGCGCAAGCCCUCCAUCCUGCGCAAGAUCUCCGCGGCCCAGCAGCUCUCGGCCUCGGAGGUGGUCACUCACCUUGGGCAGACGGUGGCCCUGGCCAGCGGGACGCUGAGUGUGCUGCUGCACUGCGAGGCCGUCGGCCACCCCAGGCCUACCAUCAGCUGGGCCAGGAACGGAGAAGAGGUUCAGUUCGGUGACAGGAUUCUUCUACAGCCAGAUGACUCCUUACAGAUCUUGGCACCGGUGGAAGCUGAUGUGGGUUUCUACACUUGCAAUGCCACCAACAUCUUGGGAUAUGACUCUGUCUCCAUUGCCGUCACUUUAGCAGGAAAGCCACUAGUAAAAACGUCAAGAAUGACUGUGGUCAACACAGAGAAGCCUGACAUCACGGUCGAUAUAGGAAGUACCAUCAAAACGGUGCAAGGAGUGAAUGUGACAAUUAACUGCCAAGUUGCAGGUGUCCCUGAAGCUGAAGUCACUUGGUUCAGGAAUAAAAGCAAACUGGGCUUCCCUUACCCUCUGCACGAGGGCUCUUUGCUGCUCACCAAUGUGUCAUCUUCAGAUCAGGGACUGUACUCCUGCAGAGCGGCCAAUGUCCGUGGAGAGCUGACUGAGAGCACCCAGCUACUGAUCCUAGAUCCUCCCCAAGUUCCCACACAGUUGGAAGACAUCAGGGCCUUGCUCUCGGCCACUGGACCGAACCUUCCUUCAGUGCUGACCUCUCCUCUGGGAACACAGCUGGUCCUGGAUCCUGGGAAUUCCGCUCUCCUUGGCUGCCCCAUUAAAGGCCACCCUGUCCCCAACAUCACCUGGUUUCAUGGCGGCCAGCCAGUUGCCUCCGUCACAGGACUGACGCAUCACAUCUUGGCAGCUGGGCAGAUUCUUCAUGUUGCAAACCUCAGUGGUGGGUCUCAAGGGGAAUUCAGCUGCCUUGCUCAGAAUGAGGCAGGGAUGCUCAUGCAGAAGGCAACCGUAGUGAUCCAAGAUUACUGGUGGUCUGUGGACAGACUGGCCACCUGCUCGGCCUCCUGUGGCAACCGGGGGGUCCAGCAGCCCCGCCUGAGGUGUCUGCUAAACAGCACGGAGGUCAGCCCCGCCCACUGCGCAGGGAAGGCUCGCCCUGCCGUCCAGCCCAUCGCCUGCAACCGGAGAGACUGCCCUUCCCGGUGGAUGGUGACCUCUUGGUCUGCCUGUACUCGGAGCUGCGGGGGAGGCGUCCAGACCCGCCGGGUGACCUGUCAAAAGCUGAAAGCCUCUGGUAUCUCUACCCCUGUGUCCAAUGACAUGUGCACCCAGCUUGCCAAGCGGCCUGUGGACACCCAGGCCUGUAACCAGCAGCUGUGUGUGGAGUGGGCCUUCUCCAGCUGGGGCCAGUGCAAUGGGCCUUGCAUCGGGCCUCACCUGGCUGUGCAACACAGACAAGUCUUCUGCCAGACACGGGAUGGCAUCACUUUACCAUCAGAGCAGUGCAGUGCCCUACCGAGGCCCGUGAGCACCCAGAACUGCUGGACAGAGGCCUGCAGUGUCCACUGGAGGGUCAGCCUGUGGACCCUGUGCACAGCCACCUGUGGCAACUACGGCUUCCAGUCCCGGCGUGUGGAGUGUGUGCACGUCCGCACCAACAAGGCCGUGCCUGAGCACCUGUGCUCCUGGGGGCCGCGGCCCGCCAACUGGCAGCGCUGCAACAUCACCCCGUGUGAAAACAUGGAGUGCCGAGAUACCACCAGGUACUGCGAGAAGGUGAAGCAGCUAAAACUCUGUCAGCUCAGCCAGUUCAAAUCUCGCUGCUGCGGAACUUGUGGCAAAGCGUGAAGACAGGGCAUGGGGAAGAGCUCUACCCUGGCCACAUGGAGGACUCACGCAACCGCCUUGGACAGAACCGAAGCUUUCUUCGUUUUAUUUAUUUAUUUCCCCCUCCCCACCCCUCACACACCUCCUCCCCUCUCCUCCACCUCCACCCUCAGGCCUGAGGACCUGAGCAUGGUUUUUCUUUCAGUUAGCUGGAGGACAGAACGCUGGGAAAGGACAGGACCGAUGUCUAAAGGAACUUGCAGAGCUGGCCAGGCAGACGGCAGGGGCUCCCUUGCAGGGCUGGCUCCCUCCCAAACCCGGCGUCUCAAAGAGACCUAGGAAGAGGCAGGCACCGCCCCCAGGGACAGCAGGGAGCCCAGAGGGUCUGUAGUGGAUGGGUACAAACAUGAGACGCCUGUGUCUUUCCUAGA
This is a messenger RNA of Carlito syrichta (Philippine tarsier), 5843 nucleotides long. It is a transcript of the gene ADAMTSL1, whose product is annotated as ADAMTS like 1. Bases 328 to 5433 code for a protein of 1701 amino acids. The transcript is spliced from 30 exons. Gene Ontology annotation, molecular function: metalloendopeptidase activity. Gene Ontology annotation, biological process: extracellular matrix organization. NCBI's taxonomy places the organism in Eukaryota, Metazoa, Chordata, Mammalia, Primates, Tarsiidae. The record is from RefSeq and is a predicted model, not a curated record. Gene Ontology annotation, cellular component: extracellular matrix.